CAUCACCAUGCGACCGCAACAAUGGCGAAGGAACUGACAGGGGACGAGAAAGAAAUGCUGCGGAAGAAAAAUCAGCGAAAAAUGUUAAAACAGUUUUACCAGGGCUCAACAGAAGCUGCUGAUGCCGGAUUUAAUCCGUAUGACAUCAACGGAUCAGAUUUCAACCCCGACUUGUACCUUAACAAGCUGUUGAAAGAGUGUACGUUGACCGAUUUGAUGGAUAAAGAGCAAGAGAUUUACAAGCAGAUUCAAGCACUGGACGGAGAGAUGCAGACACUCGUGUACGAGAACUACAACAAAUUCAUUAGUGCGACCGACACCAUUCGCAAGAUGAAAAAUGAUUUUAGGAGGAUGGAAGAAGAAAUGGAUCACCUGUCAUCAAAUAUGGCCACGAUUUCAAAGUUCAGCACCAGUAUUGCGGGAACAUUGCAAGGAAGGAGAGAGCAAAUGAUCAAGCUCUCGAGCACCCAUUCUCUUCUGAAGAAGCUUCAGCUGCUGUUCGAACUUCCGCCACGACUGAAAGCCUGCAUUGAAAAUGAAUCCUACGAGGAGGCAGUAACGUACUAUACGAAAGCUCAGAAAGUGCUUAAGCAGUACAAACACAUGCCGUCAUUUUCUGGAAUACACGACGACUGUGCUGCUAUUGUAGAAGUGCUCAGGGAGCGUCUGCGAAAGAAGUUCCACCAGCCAGAGGUUACGAGCAGAGAAUUGUCGGGCGUUGUGGAACUUCUAUUUCAGCUGCGUGAGCCAACAAACAGUCUGUGCACAGACUACCUCCUGAAUGCACGGCGCCCACUGGACAGGGACAUGAACGAAUUGAAACGUCAGGUGCAGAUGCUGAUAGACCCUACUACUCAUGGAACAAUACAACGUAAUGGAAAAGAUGCAGUGCUUGAUCUUCCUAUGCAUAUACUGGAAUUCACAAAUAUGGCAUGCAACUGCAUCAUCACUGGGUUGUGCAACAUUAUUGAAUCCUACACUGACUUAUUCAUCAACCGGUUGCCUCUGGAAUACUAUGAAAAUGGCGAGACAGAUGCUGCUGUUGUGCAGAAGUUGAAGGCAUUCUUGGAUGAGAUCAUGCUGCAGUUGCUCGAUGUGAUGGAACAGAGAGUGGCUGUGGAGAGCCGGCGUGUCGACAACAGUGUGCUGGUGAAGGCUCUGGACCGGUUCUGCCAGAAACUACAGGCGUUGACGAAAAUGAUGCCUGCUGCUGAUUAUAGCCAGCAGGCAGAUCAUAUCGUGGAACAAGCAGCGCGAGACCAGUGUGCAUUUUCCCUGCACACACUGAGGCAGUUUUUUGCAGAGCGGCUGACAGAUGUGCGGCACAACCUGGCCCUUCCAAGAACUGUGGGACAUGACACUCUCAGUCUGGCUGACUUACAUACUGGCUUGCAUAACCUGAUUCUUGACCAAGUGCAGUCAUUGCUCAGGGGUCUGAGGGCUUUUGUUCAAGCUGAGGUUGACUUUUCAAAGCGGGCCAACUUUCAAGAUAUGUUUUGCAUGGAAGUGCACGAAGGCAUUGUUGUGGCUUUCAUACGUGCUAUCAACAGUAUGGCUUUGGAGUUCUGCGAGACUGCUGGGGAGAAGAGUGGUGGUACUCCUCCAAGCUUGCUGCUACUACUGUCUCGGUUCAGUGUUGAGAUGAAGAACACACUUGUGAGCCAGUUGCUUGGAAUGGCUGAUGAGCAGUUUGGAAUUCCUGAUGCCAAAAGUUUGACACCAGCAUCGCAGUUGAUACAAGAAACCAGUGAUGUGGCCCAGACCCUCAUCGACCAGUUUGUUCGUGUUCAAGGACUACUUAUUUCUCAGAUGCUGCGGAAGAGUGUGGAAGCAAGGGACUGGAUGAAUGCUCUUGAACCUCGUAAUGUGCGGGCUGUGAUGAAGCGUGUAGUGGAAGAUGUGACAGCUGUGGACGUACGUGUGGGCCAGCUGUAUGAGGAAGGUGCUCGCAAUGAGCGGAGCAGUGAUUCAAGCCGUCGCACCUACCCGUACAGUGCCUCAGGUCGUGCCCAUUGGACUGCCCGGUGGCCCUCAAGUGUUGAUCAUAGCUUAUUGAGCAACAUUCAGAAACUAUUUUCGGAAAAGAUAGACAUUUUCACCACAGUGGAAUUCUCCCGUGUAUCUGUCAUGACUGGCAUCAUCAAAAUUGGCCUCAAGACAUUUCUGGAGUGUGUGCGUUUGAAGACAUUUAGUCGAUAUGGGUUGCAACAAGUUCAAGUGGACACACACUACCUCCAGCUCUACCUGUGGCGGUUCGUCAGUGAUGAAAACCUGGUGCAUGUGUUGCUGGAUGAACUGAUGGGCAGUGCAAUUCAUCGUUGCUUUGACCCGAUGCUGAUGGAACCCAGUGUUGUUGAAGUUAUCUGUGAAAGAGGUUGAAUGUCUCUUCUAUUUUAGUGUCACUGGACAAAGAGUUUACUAGGCCUAACAAAUAAAAAAAAUUUUCACUUUG
Molecule: messenger RNA, 2452 nt
Organism: Rhipicephalus sanguineus (brown dog tick)
Lineage: Eukaryota; Metazoa; Arthropoda; Arachnida; Ixodida; Ixodidae
Gene: Vps51
Product: vacuolar protein sorting-associated protein 51 homolog
Exons: 19
Coding region: 22-2379 (785 amino acids)
Biological process (GO): retrograde transport, endosome to Golgi; endocytic recycling; lysosomal transport
Cellular component (GO): GARP complex; membrane; EARP complex
Source: RefSeq, a predicted model, not a curated record